Limulus polyphemus (Atlantic horseshoe crab) is the source of this 5397-nucleotide messenger RNA. Its product is annotated as G protein-coupled receptor kinase 1-like. Lineage: Eukaryota; Metazoa; Arthropoda; Merostomata; Xiphosura; Limulidae. Gene Ontology annotation, biological process: regulation of signal transduction; G protein-coupled receptor signaling pathway; protein phosphorylation. The transcript has 23 exons. Bases 1 to 2019 code for a protein of 672 amino acids. Gene Ontology annotation, molecular function: G protein-coupled receptor binding; ATP binding; G protein-coupled receptor kinase activity. The record is from RefSeq and is a predicted model, not a curated record.
AUGGGCAUGAAAAGGAAGAUUAGUUUUGCUGAGAAAAAAUCCGGAAGAGAACACGUGGAAAUGGAUCUACUUAUCGAUUUUCAUAAGAGAUUAAAGUACGAAAAACGUUUCAAGAUAUUUAACAAAAAAUUAGGUUACCUCCUUUUCAAAGAAUUUUGCGAAGGCCUCUGUGAUGAGGAGCCUAUACCCCAGCUCAAGUUUUACGAAGAGAUCAAAAGGUAUGAAAAACUAGAGACAGUUGAAGAGAGGAGACAAGCUGCAAAAGAAAUAUACGACAAUUUUGUAAUGAGGGAACUGCUUUCUCAUACCCAUAAUUAUUCCAAAGAAGCUGUUAGUCAUGUACAGAAGUACUUAAUGAGAAAUGAAGUACCAGUUAACUUGUUUCAGCCAUACAUAGAAGAAGUUUUUAGGCAUUUAAGAGGAGACCUGUUUAGAAUGUUCAUUGAAAGUGAGAAAUACACACGGUUUUGUCAGUGGAAGAAUUUAGAGUUAAACAUUCAGUUGACAAUGAAUGACUUCAGUGUUCAUAGGAUCAUUGGCAGGGGAGGGUUUGGUGAAGUGUAUGGAUGUCGGAAAGCUGAUACUGGAAAAAUGUAUGCAAUGAAGUGCUUAGACAAAAAGAGGAUAAAGAUGAAGCAAGGAGAGACAUUAGCUUUGAAUGAAAGAAUCAUGUUGAGUCUAGUCAGUACAGGGGCUGCCUGCCCCUUCAUCGUCUGUAUGACCUAUGCUUUUCAAACUCCUGAUAAACUUUGCUUUAUUUUAGACCUAAUGAAUGGAGGUGAUUUACACUACCAUCUGUCCCAGCAUGGUGUUUUCACUGAACAAGAAAUGAGGUUCUAUGCUGCUGAAGUCAUAUUGGGCCUUGAGCAUAUGCACAGAAGAUAUGUGGUAUACAGGGACCUGAAGCCAGCAAACAUUCUUCUGGACGAGCAUGGACACUGCCGAAUAUCGGAUCUUGGAUUGGCGUGCGAUUUUUCCAAGAAAAAACCACAUGCAAGUGUGGGCACCCAUGGGUAUAUGGCCCCUGAAGUUCUGUCCAAAGGCACAGCAUAUGAUUGCAGUGCUGAUUGGUUCUCUCUUGGCUGUAUGCUGUACAAGCUGCUCAAAGGACACAGCCCAUUUCGUCAACAUAAAACAAAGGAUAAGCAUGAAAUUGACAGGAUGACACUCACAAUGAAUGUAGAACUUCCAGAUUCUUUUACUACUGAACUAAAGACACUCUUGGAAAGUUUGUUACAAAGAGACGUUGACAGAAGGCUGGGGUGUGGAGGAAAGGGAGCAGAUGAAGUGAAAGACCAUCCAUUCUUUCAAGGAAUUGACUGGCAGUUAGUUUAUCUUCAGAAAUACUCCCCAUCACUCAUCCCCCCAAGGGGUGAAGUAAAUGCUGCAGAUGCUUUUGAUAUUGGUUCAUUUGAUGAAGAAGACACAAGAGGCAUUAAACUCACUGAAGCAGAUCAAGAGUUAUACAAGAACUUUCCUGUGGUGAUCUCUGAAAGGUGGCAACAAGAAAUUUCAGAAACCGUUUUUGAUACUGUCAACAUAGAGUCUGACAAAGCAGAGCAUAAAAAGCGAGCUAAGAUGAAGAUGAAAUUUGAUGAUGAAAAAGAUUCAGACUGCAUUAUUCAUGGUUACAUCAAAAAACUUGGUGGACCCUUUGCUUCAGCAUGGCAGACCCGAUAUGGGAAGCUCUAUCCUAACAGGAUGGAGCUCCACACAGAAUCUGGAAGUGCUAAACCAGAGCUAAUCUUUAUGGACCAACUGGAGGAUGUUUGUUCAGAGUAUGUCAAUGUGAAAGGGGAGCAAUGCAUCAUCUUGAAGAUGAAAGGAGAACGAGAUGCAAGGAUAGUAUUAACCAAUCCAGAUGAGAUAGGACUCAAAGAAUGGCUCAUUUCCUUAAAGUCUACUCACAAGAAUUCUCUGGAACUGCUGGGAAAUAUGGCUAAAAAGGCAGGGAAGAUCUACGGCACUGAUGCCAAUAAUAGAAUCAAUCUUGUUACAAGAAACACCAAUGGUAAUUGAUUGCAAGGUCAGGGCUGCAAAGUUGAUAGAUUCCUAAACCACGACACAGGGGCUCAUGUCUUGAGGGUUGCAGUACCACAACAGCUUUCCAGUAGCAGCAGGUAGAAUGUGCAUGGUGACAGCUGACCCCCACCAAGUUGACAUUUGUGUUGGCUUAGUGUGCCCAUCUGGUCAUGCUCUGUGAAUCUAGAACUCGAUUAAAAACUCCAACCAGGAAGCUUUUGGUAAAGCAUUAUUCACCCCUUCCUUUGCCUAAUGUGUUCUAUGUAUAUGUAUAUCUGCUUAUGUGCAAUUCCUGGUGGAACAGGUGAUUAAACUGUAUUUUGAAAGGAAUAUUACUUAAAGUUACAAUACGAAAAAAAUCUUUAGUAAUGAUCAAGAAAUAUUACUGUUCAUGCAGGUGCACUGUCUCAUCUUUAUCAUUUUUCUUCUAAAUCUCUGUGGAAAUAAUUUUUUUGCCAAUAUGUAGUUAAACGUCUUGUCUUGGCAUGUUAUUGUGCUGUAAUGAUAAUUCCUUAAUACUUGUAACUAAAGAUGUUGCAAAGCUUAAGCUUGAUCAGCUGGACUGACCAUACAACAUAGAGUUCUUCUUCUCCAGAAAGUAAUAUUUAUAGUUAAUACUGUGUAUAGUUAACGUUAUUUAUUUCCAUGUCUUGAUUGAUUGAGAUGAUUAUGUAAUGCAUGUAUCUGUGACUUUGAAAGUUUCACUGCCAUUAAUGGCUGACAGCUUAUAACUACUGUAUAAUAUGUUAGAGAAAGUUUUUUUUUUUUUAUGUUCUGUACAGUAUUAUCCUAAUAAUGUAACAUGUGAGUUUGAAGUAAUUGGAUGCUGGAUGUAACCAAAUCUAAGGUUUGAUAUGUUGUGAUAAGCACCACCUAUAGUGUUUUUAUAGAUUGAUAAAUUUCAUCCUUGUUUCGGUCAAACUGAUUUUCUACAGUUCUGUGAGCUAGUUUUUGAAAAGUUUUUUUUCACAUAUGGAGGUAUUAAGUGAAAUCAUAAUUCUGUAUGUAUGGAAAGAAGAAACAUCACAUUAGUAAAGCUGUAAUUUUCUUCUUUAUCCAAGUGUUUUUAUUUACUUUAAAACUAGACUAUGAUAUUCAAAGUGAAAAUAGUGUAAAAUGGUCAAAUAGACAUCAGAUUGUGAAUUUAUUUUUUCACUGUAUUAAGUGUAUGAUCUGCGAUUUGAAAUUAAAACAUUAGAAAAUGUUUUAUCAGCUGAACUGAAGAUAUUGAUUUUUAAUUCAUUGUGUAUAAUUUGUACAUCAUGGUUGAGCUAUGAUAUUUUUGACAAAGGUCACAUUCAAGUAAUGUCAAACCCUCGUAUACAUAUAAAAUACCCUUCUCUUUUACUUUUUUUAUGAUGCUAGUGAAAUUCGGUUGUUUUUUUUUAUAGUUUCUGAGAUACUUCUCUAAUGAUUGUAUUACAACCUAAAGUAAUUAAAGUGAUACCAAAUCAAACUAACAGUUUAAGAAAAUAUUAAACGUUACCUCAGAUAUGCAGUCCCUCUCUGGUGGUUAUUGCAUAAAACUUCCAGUGAAAUGUUUAUAGCAAAGCAAGUUUAGGAAAAGAAGGUUUUUGUCUGUGUAUUGCUCUCAGAAUAUGUCAGGAAUUUUUUUUGUUAUUAGACAAACCACUGUUCGUGUGUGUGUGUGUGCAAGAAGUUGUUUUAAAAACAAGUAUUUUGCUUGGUGAUCUUUCAUUCCAAAAGCUGUCUAUACAAAUAGUAAAGUUUUACAUUUGAUUUUUUAGAUAGUCCCCAGUUAAGUGUUUCAUGUAUUACACUGUUCAAAGCUUGGUGAGUGUGAAUGAUGUGUUUCUAUGAGUUUUUUAAUCCUUUUCUUUCUCUCAGAGGUUGACACCUUAAGAUUCAGGCAGUAUUUUUAUAAUAACGGUUUUUGUUUGUUUUUUAGGUUUGUAUAAAUUGAAAUUGAAACAAAGAUAAGACAUGCAAGCUGUAGCAGUAUGUCUAUGUUGUCAUCUUUUUUUUUUGUAUUGUCACACCUAUGUUAAAUGUUUACAAAACAACUGCAUGGAAAGUUAAGUUACCCAAGCCCCUGUUAGUACCCUCCUAGUAAAAUAUUGGGAAUAAAUGACUUUUGGACAAACCUAACAAUUUAGCACUGAACUAAUAAUGUUCCAGUUUUUUUAGCUUUGAAAUGCCCUAGUGUUUCUCAUUCAAGCAAAAUGUAGUAGAACUUAUGGCCUGGGUUCUGAGGAUGCAUAUUUUAUUUUAUUAUUCAUGGUAUAGGGAUGAAGGCAACCUGAGAUAAAGAAAGUACCUUUUCAAAUUCUGUCAGAAUGAUUUCUUGUACAUCUUAAAAGUAAUUUAUUAGUAAAGAUGACAAGAGUGAAAAAAAAAGCAUAAUGUUAACUCUGCUGUAAAAUCAACUUUAAUGAUAGUCAUUGGUCAAGAAGUUUAAACUUUAUUUUCACAAGAGAGAGAAGUCAUUUUGUUGCCAUAAUGUUUCUCCUUAGGGAAGAUGUGCACACAUUUUGGAAAGUUUGCUAAAAUUAACGUCCAUGACAGAGUAAAAUAUAUAAAUUAACGUCCAUGACAGAGUCAAAUAUAUAAAUUAACGUCCAUGACAGAAUCAAAUAUAUAUAGCUUUCUGGUAAUGGGAAACUUGUGCAAUUUCAGUAUGUGAAAGUAUUAAGUUUCGGGAUUAAAUUAACAAAGAUUCCUUAAAGAAGUAUUUAAAUAUAAACAGACAAUUCUUUUGUAUAAGAAGUAAAACUGUAAUUUUAACUUCGUCUUGUUUAUUUAUCAUUAUUAGAACGUAGCAGUUCAAGUAACUUUUUAAAAUUCAUUUUUUGUUUUGCUGUUGUUAGAGAAAGGUUCAAAAUUACAGUUUUCCUUUUGUUGUAAACUAAACCCAUGGAGAGUGUAAGGCUACACAUGUAAAUAUAUACAUGUAGAAUGUCUAGUGAUGUUUUUUAUAGUGUCAUAUGGAAUUUCAUUUUAUUCUUAACAUAGAAAAUACCCAGUCUCAAACUUUUCACUUUACUAUUUACACCAGCACUGGUGUAUAGACAUAAAAAGGUUCUGCUGUGUUGAGCUUCGGUAAUGUCCCGUCCCAUUUGCUUCUGUGUAUGCAACAUCUUUGUAAGAUUCCAUGCUAAUUCAUAUAUCUAAGUGCAAUUGUGCACAGGAGCAAAGUAGCUGAAACACAGUAUAUCAUAGCAUUGAAUGUUGCAUAGUUUCUUGCUUUGUAUGAAAAAAUGUUAGUGAAAACAAGUCUCAGAAGAGACGUAGUAUGUGUGUUCAUAGUUUCUGUACUUAAAAGUUCAUAUGCUAUUACGUGAGAUAUGAUUAAUUUAAGAAAUCUUUUAUGUCUUUUGCAUCAGCUGUAUUAAAAUAAAAUACCACUUUUGAUUA